This is a messenger RNA of Castor canadensis (American beaver), 2373 nucleotides long. Lineage: Eukaryota; Metazoa; Chordata; Mammalia; Rodentia; Castoridae. The record is from RefSeq and is a predicted model, not a curated record.
AUGACAACAGGAUCAUCUGUUCAAGUGACAGGAAUAACUCCUUCAUCAGUUGAAAGAUUAGUGACAACUGGACCACCUGUCAUAGUUUCAGGAACAACUGGACCACUGGGAACAACUACACUAUCAUCUGGCCUGACUGGUACAACAAGACUAUCAGCUGGGGUGCCAGGGACAACUGGACCACCAGUUGGCACAACCAAUGGAGAAAGAAGUACUACCAGAGAAACAGGAAGUGAGGUUACCACACCUGAAAUUACAACUGGAGUGCCUGCUACAACUUCCUCAGGAGUAAGAGGCACAAGCACAGCUUUCGUAUCAGUGCCAUCGAAACAGCCUGAAGUUGAAGGUACCACUGGAGUAACCACUGGCACAACUCUAGUUCCCAGUAGUUCCAACACAGGAACUUCUGGUAGUGUCUCAGGCAAAACCCUGGAACCUGGAAGUCAUAUCACAGGUACCACAAUUAUUUCUCCUGAAGUCAAUAGCAGUUCAGAAACUUCCAACACAGCAACUACCACGGUGGCUCCUGGCAACACUGUUGCCUCUGGCAGUUCCAAUACAGAGGCCACAACUUCCCUUGGAGGACAUGAAACAACAAGAGGGGGAGGUGCUACAGGUACCACUGGUGUCAUCUCUGGAACAUCUCUGCAACCUGGAAGUUACCACACAGCCACCUCUGGGGUUACCCCUGGCACAACAGUUGCUCCAGGCAGUUCCAACACAGGCACUACUGAGGGCAUUUCUGGCAAAACUCUGGAAUCUGGACGUGUCAGCACAGUUACCACUGGAGAAUUAUCCAGAACAACCAUUAUAUCUGGAAGUUCUAACACAGCAGCCAUGUCUUCCCCUGUAGUGAGUGGAACAGCUGGAGUUGGAACCCCUACAGACACAGGGGGUGUCCCCUCUGUUACAAUUGCACAUGGGAGCCCCGGUGCAGGUACUAGUGGAAGAAUCUCUGGCAUAACUGCUAUACCUGGAAGUUUCAUUACAGGUACCACUGGUGUGGCUGCAAGCACUACUGUUGCACCCGGAAGUUCCAGUACAGGUAUCACCACAAUUUCAAGUGAAGAAAAUACAGGCUCAGAAGGUACUAUUUCAGAUACCACUCAACUUGUCUCUGGAAGCAGCAUCUCUUCUGGAAAUGUCAACACAGGAGCCACUGCUGGCACAGCUGAGAGGCCAAGCUCUGAGAGAGAAACAGGCACCACCAGUGCAGUCUCUGGCACAACUAUUGCAUCUGAGAGCUCCAACACAGAGGCUACAACUUCUACAGAAGUUAAAGCUACCACUAGAGUUGAAAUGACAACUGGUACUACUUCAGGUUCCACUGGAGUUUCCAGGAAACUAAAAAGUUCUAGUUCUGGUUCCACUGAAACAGACUCUGGGACUACAGUCUCACCUGGAGGUCUCCAAAAAGAAGCCACAACUUUUAAGAAAGUUGUUGAAACUACCAGCACAGGAAUUUCAUCAGACAAUACCCCAGGAUCAGUGGAAGUCACCAGUAGCCAGGAAGGUACCUCUAAGGAAGCAUCUGAAACAACCACUGCCCCUGGAAUUACCAUCACAGGUUCCACUUCAGUUUCAGUUAGAGUCUCAACAGGCCCAUGAGUAUCCCAGCAAGAAAGCACUGUAGUAGCAACAGAUCAAGAAGCUGAAAGUAAAACUGGGUGUCCAGCAACACUUCCACCAGCUCCAGUUUGUCAUGGUCCACUUGGAGAAGAGAAAUCUCCUGGAGACAUAUGGACAUCCAAUUGCCACGAAUGCACCUGUACUGAUGCAAAGUCUGUAGAAUGCAAACCUAAGGAGUGCCCUUCUCCAUCCACAUGCAACACUGAAGAGAAGCUUAUAACAUUUAAAUCAAAUGAUUCCUGCUGUGAAAUUGGACACUGUGAACCAAGAACAUGUUUAUUUAAUAAUACUGACUAUGAGAUUGGGGCUUCAUUUGAUGACCCCAGCAACCCAUGCGUCUCCUACUUCUGCAACAACACUGGCUUGGUGGCAGUAGUGCAAGACUGCCCGAAGCAGACCUGGUGUGCAGAGGAAGAUAGAAUCUACGAUUCCAAAAAUUGUUGCUAUAAAUGUAAAAAUGAUUGCAGACCUUCUCCUGUGAAUGUGACUGUUAAGUAUAAUGGUUGCAAGAAGAGAAUUGAGAUGGCAAGAUGCAUAGGGGAAUGCAAAAAGACUCUCAAGUACAAUUAUGAACUCUUCCAGUUGGAAAAUUCUUGUAUUUGCUGCCGAGAAGAUAACUAUGAGUACAGAGACAUUGCUCUUGACUGCUCUGAUGGCACCACGAUCUCGUACAAAUACAGGCACACCACGACCUGCUCCUGUUUGGACCAGUGUGAACAGUCUCAAACCUCAGUGACACAUUAG